Molecule: messenger RNA, 2008 nt
Organism: Homalodisca vitripennis (glassy-winged sharpshooter)
Lineage: Eukaryota; Metazoa; Arthropoda; Insecta; Hemiptera; Cicadellidae
Product: reticulon-4-interacting protein 1 homolog, mitochondrial-like
Exons: 10
Coding region: 394-1866 (490 amino acids)
Cellular component (GO): mitochondrion
Molecular function (GO): oxidoreductase activity
Source: RefSeq, a predicted model, not a curated record
CCCAAUUGUUUGUAAGUCAACUCGUGUCAUUCAUUCGAAAACAGUUGCUAGUGUUGAAGCUGAGGUGCGAGAAUUAUGCUUACGCUAUUUCAUUACAAUAGUUAAUUAUAAAGCAUUUACCAAAACAAUGAUAAAAGUGCAUUAUAAGUUAGUUACCAAUGCUACAAUUUUGUCAUAAUCUUCUUGUCUGGAUCAUUUUGUAGCCUAUUUGGUAAAGUUUUAACUGCAAGUCUUUAGUGGUUAUAUAUAUGCUUGGUUGGCCAAACUUGGCAAUUCAAGAGAAUUUCGGGAUUAAUUCGACGUAAUGUUAAGUAAUUAUGUGUGCAAACUUUUAUAUUUAGAGGUAUCAAUCUUUUAAGGAAAUGAAGCUUAAGCUUACUAACUUUGAAAGUAAUGGAUGAAGUUGCCUUCCAUCUGUCACAGCGGCUUGAAUCGCUUCAGGUGGUAGUCUACAGUGCGGGACAGAAUGGACUCAGAUGGGUAGAGCAGUUGCUGGAUAAAGGCUACGAGUUGGCCCUCUCAACGUGGAACUCCGAACAGAGACAACUCUUAAAUAAUAUCAUCAGUCAGAAGAUAGAUUUAACCAUACAAUUUGGAAAACAAAUUAGUAACACUACAAUUAAAUAUACAAACCCUACUUUUCUAUAUGUUCGGUUAACACAACUAGUUGGACCAGAAUGGGACCAGAGAGUGGUGAUGGCAGGAUGUGUAGGACUGCUGGUUGGCACCGGUAUUGGCAUCAGUGUGGGCCUGUGUCUACAGACCCCUCCACGACCCGUGUCUCUCAUGAAGGCUGUGACAGUUACAGGGUUCACUGGAGUUGAUGCAGUUGCCUAUAUGGAAGAUGUUGUCACGCCAACUAUCUGCUCUCCAGACGAUGUUUUGAUCCAAGUGAGAGGGGGAACAGUUGAUCCAGUAGACAUCAAAAUUUGCAAUGGCUACGCCCGAGUACUUAGAAAACAACUGAACAAAUAUAACCCUAAUGUGCGUGGGGAACUGCCACUGGUGCUGGGUAGAGACGUGGCAGGUGUGGUGCGUGAUAUUGGUGCUGCAGUGACACGUCUGGAGGUGGGCGACGAGGUGUGGUGUGCUGUGCCACCUUGGCUCCCUGGCACACUGGCCGAGGUGGUGGUGGUCAAGCAGCAGUAUGUAAGCCAUAAGCCUCGUACCCUCGCAUUUGACGGAGCUGCCUCUCUCCCCUAUUCUGGAACUGUCGCAUGGGAUGCUGUGGCAGUUAAGGCCAAACUCAGUGUACACAAUGCUUCCUCCAAACGGGUUCUGGUGCACUGUGCUAGCACGGGGGUGGGCUGCCUCAUCACCCAGAUUUGUCACAACAUGGGGGCUCACGUGUCUGUGACCUGCCUCAACCGUGCAGCGCCCGUCAUGUCUGCCCUGGGUGCAGAUAAGGUCUUCGCUCUUGAGUCAGCUGACAUCGAGAAGCAGCUGCUCAGAGAGGAGAGGUACGACGUAGUGUUCAACACCGCAGGCUCAGUUGCUCAUGAGUUUUGUUUGCGGUUUUGUAAAUAUGAAGGUUUUGUUAUCACAACCAUAUCAUCACAGUUGGCUUCCGACACAUUUGGCCUGUGUUUAGGCUUCAUGUACACAACUUGGGUGCGACUAGCUCAUAGUUUAUUCGGCUACACAAGUUGGGGCAACUGUCAGCUGAACUACAGGGUAUUAGACGUAUUAGCGAACCUGGUAGAUAGUGGGCGACUGCAACCCGUGGUCGACAAGAUACUGCAGCCUCACGAGAUCGAACGAGCGAUCCAGCACAUAGACUCUGCAAAUGCGAUUGGGAAAACAGUUUUGCGCUUUAGUGGAUCGUCAGCCACCACUCCUCUAGUCAAGCCAGAUGUGAUUCUGUAACAUCUGUAACUCGUAGUCUGCGGAAGUAGUCUGUAAAUUGUUCUUAAAAGUAUUCACCAUGGCAUGUUUGACAUUAUUUAUUAACAAUAUUGUAUAUAUUUUUGGUGUAUGUAUACACGUUGAAAUUAUAGGUUUUAUGUAA